Molecule: messenger RNA, 762 nt
Organism: Penicillium expansum
Lineage: Eukaryota; Fungi; Ascomycota; Eurotiomycetes; Eurotiales; Aspergillaceae
Exons: 3
Coding region: 1-762 (253 amino acids)
Biological process (GO): regulation of transcription by RNA polymerase II
Molecular function (GO): DNA-binding transcription activator activity, RNA polymerase II-specific
Source: RefSeq, a predicted model, not a curated record
AUGGGCAAAAUGGUCCAACUUGCCUUCGAAACCCCCUUCCUCAUGCACGCCAUAAUAGCAGCAGCAACAACCCACCUCUGCACCCUCCUCCCCGAAAACAAAGCCUACCGCCUCGCAGAAGCCUAUCACUGGCAACAAACAAUAAACCAAUACUCAACCGAAGUGUCAACAAAAAUCACCCGCUCAAACAUGGACAAACUCUACUCCGCCUGUCUAAUGAUCAGCAUGCACUCCUUCAUACAAGAAAACUUCAACCCACGUCUCUCCUUCGUCUUCACAACAGACCCAACAGCGCUAACCUGGCUCCGACUCCAAACCGGCCUACGCUACCUCCUCGAACACACGACGCCCUGGCUCCCGCAGAGCAUGUGGUGGACUGUCUUCAUGGAAACCCGGGAUCCAUCCCUGGACUUUGAAGAUAGGUGUCCUGGUCGUGUAGAUCUUGAUCCGGAGUUGGCAGAUCUUUGUGGGAUUUCAGAUGACACGACUGUUGAGGAGAACCCGUAUUUGUGGCCUUUGAGGAUGCUUAUGGGGUUGUUGCCGUUUGAGAGGGGGACGGGGAGUUUGGGGGUUUAUAAUACCUGGAUGGGCAGGUUGGAGAACCCGUUUUAUGAGUGUUUGCUAAGGAAGGAGCCGCCGGCGUUGGUUUUGUUGGCUUGGUGGUUGGGGCUUAUGUGUUAUGUUGAGGAGUGGUGGGUUGAGAUGAGGGUUCGUUCGGAGUUUGUUGGAGUUUCCGGCGUCGUGUUGUGGGUAUUUGCUUAG